This is a messenger RNA of Diplodia corticola, 1047 nucleotides long. Its product is annotated as fatty acid elongase. Gene Ontology annotation, cellular component: endoplasmic reticulum membrane. The record is from RefSeq and is a predicted model, not a curated record. The transcript is spliced from 4 exons. The coding region runs from base 1 to 1047 and encodes 348 amino acids. Gene Ontology annotation, biological process: fatty acid elongation, monounsaturated fatty acid; fatty acid elongation, saturated fatty acid; sphingolipid biosynthetic process. Gene Ontology annotation, molecular function: fatty acid elongase activity. Lineage: Eukaryota; Fungi; Ascomycota; Dothideomycetes; Botryosphaeriales; Botryosphaeriaceae.
AUGUCGAAGCCAGAUUGGAUCCAGGUCGGCGCGCCGACUCUCGACCACCCCUUCGGCCUCCACCUAUGGCCCAUUUUCGAGAAGGCCUUCGAGUCGGUCAAGGGCUACAAGCCGCAGGACUUCCGCUUCGUCCAGGACGAGACACCUUUGUCGACGUUCAAGUCCUGCGUCAUAAUGCUGGUCUCUUACUACAUCAUCAUCUUCGGCGGCCGCGAGGUCAUGAAGAGCUACCCCGCGCUGAAGCUCAAUGGCCUGUUCAAGAUCCACAACUUUUACCUGACCGCCAUCAGCGGCAUUCUGCUGGUGCUGUUCUUGGAGCAGCUGAUCCCGGAGCUCGUGCGCAAUGGCGUUUUCCAUGCCAUCUGCAGCCAUGAAGGUGGUUGGACCGACAAGCUGGUUAUCCUCUACUACCUCAACUACCUCACCAAGUACCUCGAGUUUAUCGACACAAUGUUCCUGUUCCUGAAGAAGAAGCCAUUGACCUUCCUCCACACCUACCACCAUGGCGCGACCGCCCUCCUUUGCUACACCCAGCUGAUCGGCCACACUUCUGUUUCUUGGGUUCCGAUUACUCUGAACCUGACUGUACACGUGGUCAUGUACUGGUACUACUUCCAGAGCGCACGUGGCAUCAGGAUUUGGUGGAAGAAAUACAUCACCAUCAUGCAGAUUCUCCAGUUCGUUCUGGACCUUGGCUUCGUUUACUUCGCUUCCUGGACCUACUUCACCUCCACCUACUUCGAUUGGCUCCCCAACGCCGGCAAGUGCGCGGGCGAGGAAUUCGCAGCCUUCUCCGGCAUCGCCAUCCUUACUUCGUACCUCUUCCUCUUCAUCGGCUUCUACAUUGCCACCUACAAGAAGCCUGUUCCGAAGGGUCGUGGCCGCGCGAAGAGCGCUCUCGUCGAAAUGAAGGACGAGAAGGUUCCCACCGUUGGCGCUGUCCGCCGCCGCCUUAGCGGUGCGUCGCAGUCGAUUGCCAACGGCUACGUCUCGCCUGCGGCUGCGGCCACGCCCAACGGCAGGGUGACGCGCUCGCGCAAGGCAUAA